CCUAAUUAAAAUUACAAAAAAAUCCAGAAAGACAAAGGUUCCCAAAAAUCUGCAUUUUUAAGUGCAUAAUAAAGAGCAUUAUUAUUGAUGGCCACCUUUGGAAAGAAAUAAAGCACUCCAAUAAGAAUGGUCGGCACAUUCUUUCAAAAUUGACACCUUAGAUUACAUAAAUCAGUUGAAAUAAGGCCAAAAAGGUCACCGACUCCAAACUAAAAUAACCAACUAAAAACUUGGAAAUCUCCUUUUUUUUAAAAAAAAAAAAUAUUAUUUUCUUGGUUAAUAGCAAAUACAAGCAAUAUAGAACUACUUUCCCUUUUCUUGCCUUCAAAGAACUUCCUUCCUCAAGCACACCAAAAAUCCAAAACCCAAAAGGCCAAAACCCAAAUCCCCAAAAACAGGAUUUCUUGGUUUGACAAAAAUGGUGCAAAGAAAAGUGGCAAACAAUAAACUUGGUAUCCAUGUUUAUGAUAGUACCCUUAAAAUAGAGAAGAGGCAGGGCAACACCAAGACCUCCCUCCAAAACAAUGAUUAUAAGACCAAAGGAGCUGAUUUGAAGGUUAAAAGAAUGAAGAAAUCUCGAUCGAUCAAACGAUCAGAUGUUGAGAUCAGUCUUUGUUCGUUACCUGAAAGCCAUAAAGCACCUCGGCAACCCGGAGAACCACCUCCUCUUGUUACACCAAGCCCCAAGAAGCCAUUAUCACCAUGUAAAACUCCUUGCAGCUAUCCUAAUUACAUGAAGAGUACAAGCAGUUCAGAGGCAAGAAUGGAGAAGAAUGCUAAGGUGAGUAGGGUUUCAAGCAUCUUAAAAACAUCAACCAAAACAUCAAGUUUAGAGAAAGUAAGAACCUUAACAAAGUCCCCUAGCUUUAAGCACACAAGAAUAUCAACCUGUUCAUCAACCUUAAAAGAUUCCAAGUUUCCUGCUUACCUUGAACUCAAGCCUGGUGCAACUGAAGCUGAAGGAAACUCGGUAUUCAGAGUAUGCCCUUAUAACUAUUGUUCCCUCAAUGGUCAUCACCAUAAGUCUGCACCUCCUUUGAAGCGUUUCCUGUGUUCAAGACGGAGGGUGCUCAAGGGUAACAAGGUUAGUAGACCGGAAGUUCUUUCCCCUCGCAAGGGGAAGCAUUCCGAGUGUGUAAUCAGAGAAGCAGCAGACCAAGAUGAGAAUUUCUUUGUUGAAAUCUAUGUUCCAGAUAAGGAAGUUGCUACACAGGUCUCUGAGAGCUUAUCAGAUGGACCAUCCUCCAAUAUUGACUUUCAGUAUGAGGUGGAUCAAAGUGAAGACAGCAAUUUUUCAGAUAUGAAUAUCAUUCAUAAAGAAGGUUAUUCACCUACUUCUAUUCAGAAUCAUUCAUCAUUUGGAAAAGAUAUGGAGGAGGAGAGCUUCCCAGGUGUCGGUUUAGAUGAAUUCUGUGAAAACUUGGACAUAGAGUGGGAAGAAGGGCAAAUACAUAUCAUCAGUGGUAAUGGAAAAAUCUUGACUGAAUGCGACAAUACAAAUGAUCAAGAUAUACUUGGAUUUGAGAUAAGGAAAGGUUUUAGCGGGUAUUUGGAAGAGUUCGACAACUACCCAUCAUAUUUUCAUGAUGAAAUCGCCGAGUUUGCAUGUUUUAGUGAUGCUGAUUCUUCAAAUGAUAAUGACUCCACCCAAAUAGGUGAAAAGGAAAUAGAACAGCCAGCCAUGGCAGAGGAGAAUAAUGAAAUUUAUUCGUUACCAGAUAAUGAGGUGGCUGAAGGUAAUUACAUCCUGGCAAAUGAAGCAACUAUUAAUGCUGCAAUGCUUGAAUAUGAGUCCACAGAUGAACAUGAUGAAAUUUCCUUUGAUCUCAUAAAAGAAAUUACAGAAGUUCAAUGUGGAGACCUUGAUUCCUACGAGGAAUCAUUUGUGUCAGAUAGUGAUACAGCAACCGAAGACAACAAUGUAACAGGAGAAACCCUCAGAGAAGAAAAUGCUGCUGAAUUUGUCAUGGAAGAAAUGGAGGCAAAUGAAGAAAUGAGCAAAGUACCAGAAAUAGCUAAAAAUUUGGAAACUUCAGGUCUAAAAGGGGGAAGUUGCAAUGCCAAUGAUGACAAUCAAGGUGGUACUGAUCAGAGUGAAGGUGUGACUUGUGUCAGUAAAAGUACACCAAAAUCAGAAGGUGGAAGUGAUUCCAGUGAGAUCAAACUUCGCUCAAUUCAGGAUAAUGUUGAAGCAGAACAAUCAGACAUGGAAAACUUCAAUGCAACAGAAGCAGCAGAAGCACCACCAGCAGCCAUAAACAAAAAGCAAAACGCCAGCAAAAACACUUCCCACAGUGGGGAAUCUGAUUCUAAUCAGGAUCUUGUCAACAGCUGCAACAGAAUAAAAAGAGGGAUGAGAUGGAAGAAAGCAGAUGAGGAUGUUGAGAAAAAGAAAGAAUUCAACCCACGAGAACCAAACUUUCUAGACAUUGAACCUGACCCAGAAGCAGAGAAGGUGGAUUUGAAGCACCAAGAGAUGGAUGCAAGGAAAAAUGCUGAGGAGUGGAUGCUUGAUUAUGCUCUGCAGAAAACAUUGAACCAACUUGCUCCAGCAAGAAAGAAGAAGGUGGCAUUACUGGUUGAAGCCUUUGACGCAGUGUUGCCAGAACUCAAGCAUGAGUUUAGGAGAAAUUCAGCAAAUUUCACCUAUGUAAAAUCUAUUCAAGCUUGCAGCUAAUCAGCCUUUCUGAAGCUUACUGGAGAGCUACCUAAUUAGAGCACUCUUUAACUAAAUUAUUAGCAUUUUCCUCCACUUUGUUUAUGAUGCUUAAGCAUAUGUUGCUAAAGGACAUAGUCAUGUAGUAGUGGCUACCACAAUUAGUAUUUUAACUUGCAAUGUCUAAACAUUGUCUGUAUAUGGAGCUGCAAUGCAUCUACCAAUCCUGGGAUGCUGCAGCAAAUUCAAGUUUGUUAUUGUAGCUUGUAUGUGAUAGAUUUGUGUGAAAGGCUUUCUUUUUAAGUUGUCUAACUCCUCUACGAGCUUCUUCUGAGAUUUAGAUUUUUGUUAUACAUGUUGCUUGUUUCAAGCAAGCAACCAAGCUAGACACAUAGCAUAGUCUUGCACUAAUGAGAGAACAAGCAUAGAAGGCAUCAGUUGUUUAUAGCGUUAAUCUGCUAAAAAAACCUCUAUAAUAUGAUUGGAUCAAUUUCUAUAUUGCUUCUGUCCAAUGAAUGGCAUCUUGAGAAAUCAAAUUAGAAAGUAGAGGUAACAUUUGUUUUUAAA
Molecule: messenger RNA, 3223 nt
Organism: Amaranthus tricolor (Joseph's coat)
Lineage: Eukaryota; Viridiplantae; Streptophyta; Magnoliopsida; Caryophyllales; Amaranthaceae
Product: calmodulin binding protein PICBP-like
Exons: 2
Coding region: 419-2677 (752 amino acids)
Molecular function (GO): calmodulin binding
Source: RefSeq, a predicted model, not a curated record